GAUGACAUCAAAAGUAAACAUUUUUCUGCAUUUGUGAUAACAUUUUUGAUAAUUUAAAGCAAUGUCGAAGCAAUUUGUUGGUUUCUCUGACGAUGACAUCUACAAAAUCACCCGGCAAACUAAUGGCAAGGAUUCAGGAAAAACAAUUUCACGUCCCCACCAAAAACCUAUCCGGCUUGGGGAAAAGAAACCUGCCGCGAAAACCGUUCCCUCGAACGAGCAUGUGCAAACACAACUGGCCGACAGCAGCACAACCACCAGUUGCGUUGAUUCCAGCAUUUACCCAAAUCUUCCGAUUCAACAGGCUGUCACUUUCAAACCGCUUCCCGCUAUGAUGAACGCACCGGAAGAUGAGUCCAUUUUAAUUAUGCCUAGGAAACCACUUGGACCUGGUACAGUUUUAUCGUCGGCCGGAGCUUUGACUGCAGUACCGGAUAGCCCCGUUCUAGAGGGACUUCCUGCAUCGACUCCUAUGGCAAAAAAUGCAACUCCAGAGACGGUUACUCCAUUUAAAGGAAUGUCGCUGAAAGAUUUUGAGCAGCAGCGGAGACUCAUGCAGGAGCAGAAUCGACAGAAGCGUGAAAUGCUGCACAAAGUCAUUGAACAGCACACACAGAAAACAGCGGCUGAAGCGAAUAAAUUGCAAGAAAUUAAGACCGAAUUGAGCAAGUUAGACUCAGAACUAGCAACUGAUGUAGCUAUCCUCAGGAAACAAAUCGACAGUGCCAGCUUGCAUUUCUCCAAUGUUGAGAAAAACUAUCUGAACAUUGAAAAUUUGUUCCUCAAGGCCAAAGUCGAACUACAUCAAGCUCUCGAGCGCAAGGAAAUGCUAACGGAACAUCUGUGCACAAUCAUUUCACACAAUGAAGAACGCAAAGCGAAACGACUAUCUGAACUGAUGGAAAAGGUCGGCCUUUCUUUGGAUAAUGAAUUCGACGACAGCAGCAUGAAUGGGGAUUCGAGUGCGUCCACAGUUUCCUCCACGGUUGAAACGCCCCAAAAGUGACUUCUUUAGUAAAACAUUGUGAGAAAACAACUGCCUUUAUGUGACGUACUAAACGAUGAUGAAUAACAAAUAACCAAAAAGUACUAAAGCAAUAUGUGAACUUGUAUUAUCCUCAUGUGGAAUAUGUUAUUUGUAAGAUUGCACGACACACUUGAGCUCUAAAUCAGAACUCUACAAAAGCUUGCCAAAAUCUCGGCAGGCAACAGAACAACAAAUUCCGAUUUUACAUUCUGAUACUGCAGUAAAUGGCCUAGCCAGUUAUCGUCAUUUAAGCAGAUGAGGUCGGCUUUGAAGUUUUAAAAGUAUUUAUUCCUACCCCUUUUCUUUGUCAUAUUGUAGUUUAGUCCUCUGAAUCUUUGAGUAAAUAUUUACUAUCGAAUAGUUUUUACUUGUUGCUCAUCUACCGUCUAUCUUUAAAACGUGAACUACUAAAAACUGACAUUUUCUUGCAUUUAGUUUAAGGGGAUACGGGAAGCACGAACAAUCAUCAAAUCGUCAUCAUUUUCAACAUUGAAUGCUUAAUUUUUUUCUACAACAAAUAUGAUAUGGAAAAAGUAUCAGCGGCGCGUGCUUACUCGCAAUCUAUAUGCUGAUACAUUUACAGUUACAUCAAACAACGCAAUACGCCGCUCCAAAGUUACGAGGUGAUAAUGCUAGAAAGAGACGAAAGAAAGGCAAAAUAACACGGUGUGUAGUGCUUCCCCGAGUCACCUUAAAAGGAUAUACAAAAGAACAAAUAACGGUUACAAAUAAUUGAUAGUUCGUAAAACCUCAAAAGGUGCUUCUAAAUGAAUGGUAUUUUACAAACAUAAAUUCUUACUAGCCUAGACAAUAAAUAGCGAUUAACAUAACGAAUGUUUUCGACGCAUAUUUUACAACACCGACAAACAACAUUUUAUGAAUCAAAUAAACAUUAUUGAUAUUUAUAUUUCUUAAA
Messenger RNA from Armigeres subalbatus, 1943 nucleotides. It is a transcript of the gene Gorab, whose product is annotated as RAB6-interacting golgin. The record is from RefSeq and is a predicted model, not a curated record. Lineage: Eukaryota; Metazoa; Arthropoda; Insecta; Diptera; Culicidae. Gene Ontology annotation, biological process: non-motile cilium assembly. The transcript has 5 exons. Bases 62 to 1006 code for a protein of 314 amino acids.